UAUAAUAAAAAAUAUGAUUUAUUGUAAACUACUAAAUAGGUUAAAUAAGCAUGGGCCCGUACUUCAUAUGCGCUCCUUUAGUGCCAUAAGUUGUUGCGAUCACAAACAAGCCAAGCCAAUAUUGAUAAGAAAUGAAUUGAGUAACAUUAAUAUUAGAAGACAAAUGUCUUUCGAGGGUCUUGUAGAAUGGCAGCAACAGACAUAUACUAGUAUAUCGAAUAGCUAUCUUGUUACAUUAAUGCAAAAUGGAUUAUUAUAUUUUCAUGACGCAUCUGGGUUAUCUUGGUGGGCUACUGUUGUUACAUCUACAAUUCUUAUACGGGCUUUAAUGACUUUACCACUUACAGUAUAUCAGAAUAAUAUACUUGCUAAAGUUGAAAAUAUUAGCCUGGAGUUAAAAGAUAUGGUAGAUGAAUUAAAAAGAGAGACUGCAGUGGCAAAGAAGCUAUAUAAUUUGACUGACAAACAAGCAAUUAUGUUAUAUAAAAGUUCAUUGAAAAAACAAUGGUAUAAGCUUAUUGUCCGAGAUAAUUGUCAUCCAUUUAAGUCAAGUUUAGUGAUUUGGUUACAAAUUCCAAUAUGGAUUUGCAUGUCCUUUGCUCUUCGAAACUUGGUUUAUAUGCAAUCUGGUGAUCCUGCAGCAUUGGUGACUUUUAUGCAGUUAUCCACUGGUGGAGUUGCUUGGUUUCCUAACCUAACAGAGCCAGAUCAUUCCCUUAUAUUACCAGUGGCAUUUGGAAUAACUAAUUUAGCUAUAAUCGAAAUACAGAGAAUGUCAAAACUAAGACAACCCUCUAGGAUGUACAAUGUAUUCACUAAUGUAUUUAGGGUAUUUUCAAUAGUUAUGAUACCUGUAGCAGCUACUGUACCUUCUUGUAUGUGUCUUUAUUGGAUGACAUCAAGUGGAUUUGGACUUGCUCAGAACAUAUUUCUUUUGUCACCAUCAGUAAGAAGAAAACUGAAAAUACCAGAAACUCCAAGUGAGCUGGAGGAUCCCUACAAUCAUAUGAGAGAAGAAAUAAAACACACCAUUGAAAAAAUUAUACCUAAGAAAUCUUAGUAAAUUAUUUUGAAAUUAAAGUCAUUUUCUUAAUUGAGAAACCAAAUUAGCAUAUUUUAUAUAUCCU
Messenger RNA from Achroia grisella, 1127 nucleotides. Its product is annotated as cytochrome c oxidase assembly protein COX18, mitochondrial. NCBI's taxonomy places the organism in Eukaryota, Metazoa, Arthropoda, Insecta, Lepidoptera, Pyralidae. The record is from RefSeq and is a predicted model, not a curated record. The transcript has a single exon. Bases 14 to 1060 code for a protein of 348 amino acids. Gene Ontology annotation, molecular function: membrane insertase activity. Gene Ontology annotation, biological process: mitochondrial respiratory chain complex IV assembly; protein insertion into mitochondrial inner membrane from matrix. Gene Ontology annotation, cellular component: mitochondrial inner membrane.